This is a messenger RNA of Linum trigynum, 813 nucleotides long. The record is from the annotation of a GenBank genome assembly. Lineage: Eukaryota; Viridiplantae; Streptophyta; Magnoliopsida; Malpighiales; Linaceae.
AUGAUGGGCGCGGCGGGAGGCGAAAGGAGGAGGCGAGAUUGGAAGAAGUCGAUUAAGAACUUGGCACCAACUUCUUCUUCUUCUUUGCCUCAUUUUUCCCCAAUCAGCAGUCUCGAUGAUGGCUGCCUUAUGCACAUCUUCAGCUUCUUAUCUCCGAGCCCAGAUCGGUAUAACACCGCCCUGGUUUGCCACAGAUGGCGUUACUUGGCAUGUCAUCCUCGCCUAUGGCUCAGAGUAGACCGUUCUGUGAAAGAUCUCGAAGAACCUGGAGUCUUCCCCAGUAUCGAGACUGCUGUUUCUGCUGCGAGACCUGGAGAUACCAUUCUAAUUGCAGCAGGAGGGAGUCAUUUUGCCUCUAAUAUUCAGAUAGAUAAACCACUUUGCCUGGUUGGUGGAGGAGAUAUCCCAGAUGAAACAACACUUCUGUGCUGUAGAGGUUCGGACAGCGCGCUGGAGUGCAUUUCGUCUUGCAAAUUGAUGAACCUAACUGUGAGAGCGGAGCUUGGUUGUUGCCUGCUUCAUAGAAGUGGGAGGCUGACCAUAGAUGGUUGUAUACUUCAGUGUGAAUCUAACCCUCUGGACUACCUCUCAUGCCCUAUCGUGAGCACAGCAGGUGCCACCGGGCUUGAAGUCUUAGCUUCUUCCCCUUGCAAGAACAAAAAUGGCAGCAAUAAUAGUGUUGCUGUGUCUGAAACCCGAAUAGAAGGGGGUGCCAAGGCUGUACUCACAAAUGGAGACCUGGCUUUGCAACGUGUUCGUGCUAUUUAUGCUCGCGCUUGUGUCUACUUCUGGUUUGAUGUGGACCAUCAAUGA